UGCAUUGUGGGGAGGGAAGCUGGGGCUCCACUGGGUCAGACCGCACUCCUGGCACCGCCAGCUGUUCCUCCGUCUCCAUCAGCAGCCCACCCAGCUGUCCUGCGCCCAGCACCACUGGCCUGGGGUAGAUGAACUGAUGAGAUGGGCCUCCAUCAGCGCCACGCUGCCCAGGAGAUGCCCCUGCUGCUCCCCUUCACUUUGGGCCCCGCCAUGGCUCCCCGGCCUCCCUUCAUUGCUCGCCUGCUGCUCAUGCUGCCGCUGCUGUACCAGCCGCUCACCCUGACGGCAGGGGCCCAUCGCUUCUCGGCGCCCAACACCACCCUCAACCGUUUGGCACUGGCUCCCGGCCGGGGUGCACUCUAUGUGGGCGCGGUGAACCACCUCUUCCAGCUCAGCCCCGACCUGCAGCUCGAGUCUGUGGCCAUCACUGGCCCCGUCUUCGACAGUCCCGACUGCGUACCCUUCCGGGACCCAGCCGAGUGCCCGCAGGCCCGGCUCACCGACAAUGCCAACCAGCUGCUGCUGGUGAGUGGCCGGGCCCAGGAGCUGGUGGCCUGUGGGCAGGUGCGGCAGGGCGUGUGCGAGAAGCGACGCCUCGACGACGUGGCACAGGUGCUGUAUCAGGCCGAGGACCCUGGCGACGGGCAGUUCGUGGCCGCCAACACCCCGGGGGUGGCCACGGUGGGCCUAGUGGUGCCCGGGCCAGGCCGGGACCUCCUGCUGGUGGCCCGGGGCCUGGCGGGCAAGCUGUCGGGCGGGGUUCCGCCCCUGACCGUGCGCCAGCUAGCCGGGCCACAGCCCUUCUCCAGUGAGGGCCUGGGCCGCCUCGUAGUGGGUGACCUCUCCGACUACAACAACAGCUACGUGGGGGCCUUUGCCGACACCCGCUCGGCCUACUUCGUCUUCCGCCGCCGCGGGGCCCGGACCCAGGCCGAGUACUGCUCCUACGUGGCCCGAGUCUGCCUGGGGGACGCCAACCUCUACUCCUAUGUGGAGGUGCCCCUCACCUGCCGGGGCCAGGGCCUCAUCCAGGCCGCCUUCCUUGCCCCAGGCACCUUGCUAGGGGCAUUUGCCGCAGGCCCGAAGGGGCCGCAGGCGGCCCUGUGCGCCUUUCCCUUGGCCCAGCUGGACGGGAGCAUGGAGCGGGCCCGGCGCCUUUGCUACACGGCAGGCGGCAGGGGCCCCAGCGGCGCAGAGGAAGCCACCGUAGAGUACGGCGUCACAUCACGCUGCGUGACCCUGCCCCCUGACUCUCCUGAGUCGUAUCCCUGUGGCGAUGAACACACCCCCAGCCCCAUCGCUGGCCGCCAGCCUCUGGAGGCUGGGCCUCUGCUGCAGCUCCCGCACUCCAUCAGCGCCAUCGCAGCCCUCCAGGCAGAUGGGCACACGAUAGCCUUCCUGGGGGACGCCCAGGGCCAGCUGCACAAGGUCUUUCUCAAUGGCACCCAAGGCCAGGUAUACCACUCGCAACAGGUGGGGCCCCCGGGCUCGGCCAUUAGCCCCGACCUACUGGUGGACAGCAGCGGUAGCCACCUCUAUGUCCUGACUUCCCAGCAGGUAGACCGGGUACCCGUGGCAGCCUGCCCCCAGUUUCCCAACUGCACCAGCUGCCUCCAGGCUCGGGACCCACUGUGUGGCUGGUGUGUCCUCCAGGGCAGGUGUACCCGCAAGGGCCAAUGCAGGCGCGCAGCCCAGCCCAACCAGUGGCUCUGGAGCUAUGGGGACAACUGCUGCCUGCAUGUCCAGAGCCUGCUGCCGGCCCACCAUCCCCGCCAGGAGCAGGGCCAGGUCACCUUGUCUGUGCCCUGGCUGCCUGCCCUGGCCCCGGAUGAAUACUUCCAUUGUGCCUUUGGGGACUAUGAGAGCUUGGCUCACGUGGAAGGGCCCAACGUGGCCUGCGUCACCCCUCCCCAGGACCAGCUGCCGCUUAAUCCUCCAGGCACAGACCACAUCACCUUGCCCCUGGCCCUGAUGUUUGAGGAUGUGGCCGUGGCCGCCACCAACUUCUCCUUCUAUGACUGUGGUGCUGUCCAGGCCUUGGAGGUGGCUGCCCCGUGCCGUGCCUGUGUGGGCAGCCUUUGGCGGUGCCACUGGUGCCCACAAAGCAGCCUCUGUGUGUAUGGGGAGCACUGCCCGGAGGGCGAGAGAACCAUCUACAGUGCCCUGGAGGUGGACGUCCAGGUGCGUGGCCCGUGGGCUUGUCCCCAAGUCAAGGGCCUGGCGGGCCCCCUCCUGGUGCCUGUGGGCUGGGAGAGCCGUCUGGCCCUGUACGUGCAGAAUCUUCAGCAUUUCCGAGGCCCUCCUGCCUCCUAUCACUGCUGGCUGGAGCUACCUGGAGAACUGCAGAAGCUGCCGGCCUCCCUAGAAGAGACGACUGGCGACACAGGCCUCAUCUACUGCCGGGCCCAGCAGUUCCGCCCCACCAUGGCCCAGCGGGAGCUCCCGGUGCCCAUCUAUGUCACCAGGGGUGAGGGCCAGCGCCUGGACAAUGCUCGCACUCUUCAUGUGACCCUGUACGACUGCGCCGUGGGCCACCCCGACUGCAGCCACUGCCAGGCAGCCAACGGGAGCCUGGGCUGCCUGUGGUGCAGCCAGGGCCAGCCCGCCUGUCGCUACGGGCCGCUGUGCCCACCUGGGGCCGUGGAGCUGCUGUGCCCCAUGCCCAGCAUAGACACGGUUGAGCCCCUGACCGGUCCCCCUGAGGGCGGCUUGGCUCUCACCAUCCUGGGCUCCAACCUGGGCCGGGACUUUGCUGAUGUGCAGGACGCCGUGAGUGUGGCUGGCCGGCCCUGCAGCCCAGACCCCUCUUUCUACCGCACCUCUGACCGGAUUGUGUGUGUGACAUCUCCUGCCCCCAACGGCACUGUGGGGCCAAUCCGAGUGGCCAUUAAGAGUCGGCCACCAGGCAUCUCAACCCAACACUUCACCUACCAGGACCCCGUCCUGCUGAGCCUGAGCCCUCAGUGGGGUCCCCAGGCAGGGGGCACACAGCUCACCAUCCACGGGCAGCACCUCCAGACAGGAGGCAACGUCAGUGCUUUUGUGGGCAGCCAACCCUGUCCUGUCUGGGAGCCAGUGUGUCCUGAGGCCAUCGUGUGCCGCACCAUGCCCCAGGCCAGCCCAGGAGAAGCGGUGGUCCGGGUGGUCUUUGGCCGUGCCCAGCGCACGCUGCUCGCCAGCCCCUUCCACUACACUGCCAAUCCCCAGCUCCUGGCAGCGGAGCCCAGCGUCAGCUUCCGGGGGGGCGGGCGGCUGAUCCGAGUCAGGGGCACAGGCCUGGACGUGGUGCGGCGGCCCCUGCUGUCUGUGUGGUUGGAGGCUGCAGCGGAGGUACAGGCUGUGGGAGCACACCCCUGGGACCCACCCCCAAGGAGGAGCUGUGGGGCUCCUGCUGCAGCCCCUCAGGCUUGUAUCCAGCUUGAGACGGGCUGGCUGCAGUGCUCCACCGUCUGCUCCGUCAACUCAUCCAGCCUCCUCCUGUGCCGGAGCCCCGCAGUGCCAGACGGGGCCAGCCCCCGGCGGGUAUUCUUCUCCCUAGACAACGUGCAUGUGGACUUCGCCAGCGCCAGUGGGGGCCAGGACUUCCUGUACCAGCCUAACCCCCGCCUGGCCCCGCUCAGCCGCGAGGGGCCCAUCCGCCCCUAUCGCCUCAAGCCAGGCAAUAUCCUGGACGUGGAGGGCGAGGGGCUCAACCUGGGGAUCAGCAAGGAGGAGGUGCGUGUGCACAUCGGUGACAGCGAGUGCCUGGUGCAGACGCUCACGCUCACCCACCUAUACUGUGAGCCGCCCCCGCGGGCCCCACACCCCACCAAUGGCUCCAGCACCUUGCCGCAGUUCGUGGUGCAGAUGGGCAACGUGCGGCUGGCCCUGGGCCCUGUCCAGUACGAGGAGGAACCCGUACUGUCUGCCUUCCCGGUGGAGGCCCAGGUGGGCCUGGGCCUGGGCGCAGCCGUGCUGAUCGCGGCCGUGCUCCUCCUCACCCUCAUGUACAGGCACAAGAGCAAGCAGGCCCUGCGAGACUACCAAAAGGUUCUGGUGCAGCUGGAGAACCUGGAGAUUGGCGUGGGCGACCAGUGCCGAAAGGAGUUCACAGAUCUGAUGACCGAGAUGACCGACCUCAGCAGCGACCUGGAGGCCAGCGGCAUCCCCUUCCUGGACUACUGCACGUAUGCCGAGCGCGUCUUCUUCCCCGGGCGCGGCAGCUGCCCGCUGCAGCCUGCCCUUGAGGGGCCGGGGGAAGAGGGCCGCCGUGCCCCCGUGCACCAGGGCCUCAUGCAGCUCUCCAACCUGCUCAACAGCAAGCUCUUCCUUCUCACACUCAUCCAUACCCUGGAGGAGCAGCCCAGCUUCUCCCAGCGGGACCGCUGCCAUGUGGCUUCGCUGCUGUCCCUGGCACUGCACGGCAAGCUCGAGUACCUGACCGACAUCAUGAGGACACUGCUUGGCAACCUGGCUGCCCAUUACGUGCACAGGAACCCCAAGCUCAUGCUGCGCAGGACGGAGACCAUGGUGGAGAAGCUGCUCACCAACUGGGUGUCCAUCUGUCUCUACUCCUUCCUAAGGGAGGUGGCAGGCGAGCCACUGUACAUGCUUCUCCGGGCCAUCCAGUACCAGGUGGACAAGGGCCCCGUGGAUGCUGUGACAGGGAAGGCAAAACGGACCUUGAACGACAGCCGCCUGCUGCGGGAGGACGUGGAGUUCCAGCCCCUGACGCUGAUGGUGCUGGCCAGCCCUGGGGCUGGUGGGGCUGCAGGAAGCGGCGCAGGGCAGCACGUGCCUGCCCGGGUGCUCGACACGGACACAAUCACCCAAGUCAAGGAGAAGGUGUUGGACCAAGUCUACAAGGGCACCCCGUUCUCGCAGAGGCCCUCAGUGCACGACCUAGAUCUUGAGUGGCGCUCAGGCGUGGCUGGCCACCUAACCCUAUCAGAUGAGGACCUGACGUCAGUGACUCAGAACCAGUGGAAAAGACUCAACACUCUGCAGCACUACAAGGUCCCGGAUGGAGCCACGGUGGGGCUCAUCCCCCAGCUGCACAAUGGAGGCGCCGUCUCCCAGAGCCUGGCCCAGAGCUGCCCCUCUGGGGAGAACAUCCCUAUGCUGGAGGACGGUGAAGAGGGCGGGGUCCGCCUCUGGCACCUGGUGAAAGCCACCGAGGAGCCGGAAGGGGCCAAGGCGCGCCGCAGCAGCCUGAAGGAGCGGGAGCGGGAACGGGCUCGGGCCAAGGCCAUCCCAGAGAUCUACCUCACCCGCCUGCUCUCCAUGAAGGGCACACUGCAGAAGUUUGUGGAUGACACCUUCCAGGCCAUCCUCAGCGUGAACCGGCCUGUACCCAUCGCCGUCAAGUACCUGUUUGACUUCCUGGACGAGCUGGCUGAGAAGCAUGGCAUCUUGGAUCCGGAGACCCUGCACAUCUGGAAGACUAACAGCCUGCUGUUGCGGUUCUGGGUGAACACUCUGAAGAACCCACAGGUCAUCUUUGAUGUGCGGGUGUCAGACAACGUGGACGCCAUCCUCGCCGUCAUCGCCCAGACCUUCAUGGACUCCUGCACUGUCUCGGAGCAUAAAGUGGGCCGGGACUCCCCGGUGAACAAACUGCUCUACGCCCGGGAGAUCCCUCGCUACAAGCAGAUGGUGGAGAGAUACUACUCCGACAUUCGCCAGAGCUCUCCAGCGAGUUACCAGGAGAUGAACUCGACUCUGGCGGAGCUCUCCGGGAAUUACACCUCCGCUCCCCACUGUCUGGAAGCUCUGCAAGAGCUCUACAGCCACAUCCACAGGUACUAUGACCAGGUCAUCAGUGCCCUGGAGGAGGACCCCAUGGGCCAGAAGAUGCAGCUGGCUUGCCGCCUGCAGCAGAUUGCCGCCCUGGUGGAGAACAAGGUGACUGACUUGUGAGCUCAGGGAGCAGCAGGCCCCGCCUUCACAAUGCCUUCCCUCCAGCGACCCAGGAGGAGCCAUGGAUGGAGCCAGCGACCCAGGAGUGUCUGGCAGGGAGUGGGACGGGCUCCCUGUCGCCUCUCCCACCGCCCAUCCUUCCUUCCUUCCCCCCCCCCCCCGCCUCCACCCUGCCUGGCUUCUUUCUAAUUUAUAGCCACCCAUCCUUCUCGCUUUCCCCUCCCCGACUGUAUUUAUGUCCUUGCUGGAGAAUCAUAUCUGGAAAUAAAAUACAAAUACGUCUUUUUAGAAGAAGCCUGAUCCCCAGCCCCACGUUCCCCCAUGAGUCCACUCCAUGCCCGUUGGCCCUCCCCUUGGCCCCAUGCCUAUGACUUCCGCUACCUGCGAAAAAGAGGUGUCAUCAGGCACGUCCAGGAAAGCUGCCUGGCCCUCCUGCCCCCAUCUGUGUCCAACCCACCCUCCCGGUUCUUUCCUUGGCACAGGGGCGUAGGAUCAAGCGUACCCCAUCUCGGGGUAACCACAGUCACUGCUAAGCUCCCUCUGCUUCAUUCUAACUCCCUGGCGGUCCCCAGCUGGCCUCCCGGCUCCACUCUUAUCCCUUCCAUUCCCUUCUGGGAGCCCAAGUGCCCAUCAGUCUCUGCCAGAACCCCACACUGGUGUGCAGGCUCCAGGGUCUCCCUUCUUCUUCCCACCCACAGUCACUCUUAAGCCAAGGCCAGCCUCGGAGGUCUCCAGCCCACCCCCUUUCUGGGGACCCGAUGCUUCUCCCCAGUCCCUUGGAUGCAGCCCCAAGGUCACAGGCUCUGGAGGGCUCUGCCUGUCCUGGACGUCCCUCUGUCACCAGCCCCCUAGAGCUAUGGGCUUGUUUCCUUCC
Messenger RNA from Camelus dromedarius (Arabian camel), 6772 nucleotides. It is a transcript of the gene PLXNB3, whose product is annotated as plexin B3. Gene Ontology annotation, biological process: semaphorin-plexin signaling pathway involved in axon guidance; regulation of cell migration. Gene Ontology annotation, molecular function: semaphorin receptor activity; protein binding. Lineage: Eukaryota; Metazoa; Chordata; Mammalia; Artiodactyla; Camelidae. The record is from RefSeq and is a predicted model, not a curated record. The transcript is spliced from 36 exons. Gene Ontology annotation, cellular component: semaphorin receptor complex; plasma membrane. Bases 142 to 5898 code for a protein of 1918 amino acids.